UUUUCGCGCAUAAAAGGGAGGAUGUCGGGUGGCGGCGAAGGGGUAAGGGGUAAAGUACGUGAGGCGCUUCUGUUCGGCGUAGUGAUACAGACUCCGUAAAAUGGCGGGAAAGAUUGGAACUCGGCGGAAAGAUUUCGAAAAUUCGGAGGGAAAAUCGAGUUACACGAGAUCGUAGAUCAAGUGAAUGAACGAAGGAUCGAAUAAGGAAGAUCGACGAUAGAAUAAGAAGUUCUUUUCUCAAUAAAUCGAAGGCCCAAAAUAUGAAAAAGGUCAAAGUCGCGAAUCAAAUGGAAAAUGGCGGACCAAUUAAGAGAGCAGCCGCGUCGGUACAUUUUAUUCUUUAUUUUCGACGAUAGUAUAUAUCUAUUCUCGAAAGGUGAAUAUCCCGGGGCAAUGUAGCGAAGUAUAAAAAGGAUGAUAACAUGGAUGAGAAGGAAAAGGGAUGGAAAAGGCGUGGAAAAGGCGCGUUUAAUUGACGAAAGAGGAAAUGCGAGAUGGUUUUGACUUCGAACGCGUGCGUCGCGGCGCGGCGGCGAGAGAAAUCCAUAAAUAAAACAAUCGGUUAUAUACAUAUGUUUUUCAAAUCGACGAAUGCUAUUAUAUAUUUUGUAUCGAGCACUCGUUUCGGAGGUAGACGCCGACGCCCGGCGCCGACGUCGUUUUUAACGCGUCGACGAGCCGCGUGCUGUUAGUAAUCUCACCCAAUCCGAGAGACUCAUAAGUAUAUAUAAAAAAAAAAAAAAAAAAAAAAAAAAAAAAAAAGGGGGGAAAAGGAAAACGGGAAAAGAGAGGAAGAAAAAAAGGAGGAUCGUUAGAAUAAUCAACCCUCUCUCUCUUUUGUCGCGGGGGGGAGGGGAGGUACGCGUUGGCACAUCAUUAAGAUGCAACGGUGAAAAACGUAACUGGUCGUCUUCCGGGGUUGAACGACUAACCGCGUCUCCCGAAGGAAAAAAAGAAAAAGAAAAGAGAAAAAAGAGCGAAACGUACCAAAUAAGAUACUACGAGGGUGGAAUAAGGGGGUGAAAAGGAAAUAGAGAAAGAGAGCAAGAAGGGAGAGGGAGAGGGAAAAGAGAGAGAGAGAGAGAGAGAGAAAGAAAGAGAGAAAGAGAGAAAAAGAGAAAAAGAGAUAUGUUCGCUUCGCGGUGAGCACCACGCUUCGAUAUCUCGUCGCAUCGUGCGGUGAGGGGAAGGAUCAUAAUCUUUCGUUAUAAUUUCUUAGUGUCUUUAUAUUUUUUUUCUUUUAUUUUCUUUUUGAAAUGGGUACAGCCGGUCGCGAUUUCGAGCGCGAUCGAGAAGACGGAUUGCACUGUCGGAUUUGUGCGUGCGACGUUACUGGAACCAACGGUAUCAACAUUUUCACCGAGGAUGGUAGACGGCACUACCUGCAGACCAAAAUACGCAAAUAUCUCUACAUCUUGGUAUCCUCUGAAGAUAAAUUAUCAAAGAUGGUUUGUUUAACGUGCAUCAAAAGAUUGGAAGGAGUACAUCGUUUUGCAAUGAUGGCAUAUUGUACACAAGAAAGAUUAAGGUUACAAUUAUAUGAAAAUUUGGACAAUAUAAAUUCUGUUCAAGAUAUGGAGGAACAAAGUUUAAAGGAUACACAAGAAACUACUAAAAAAGUAGAAGAUAGAGGAUUAUUACAUUCAAUUCUUACAAAAGGUGCCAUAGAAAUUUUAGCAGAAGGUGAACCACUUGGACCAUCUGAAUUAUCCCAUCUAUCUGAAGAAGAAAAAAGUCAUACUCCAAGUAUGGAAGAAAUGGAAGUCAAAGUAGAUCCAAUGUUAUUUUUACAAUGCUGUAUGGAACAAUCGGCUUCAGAUAUAUCAGACACAUCAGACCUUGAAGAAAGUGCGAUCAGAACUCAUUCUCCUGAAUUAUCGAGUUUAACAAACAAAGAUAUAGAAAUAGAAAAGGAGAAAACAAGGGAAUCUAAUGACAAUAAACUUAAUGAAGAAACUAAUGAAGAUAAUUUAAAUACAACAAAACAAUAUGAAUGUACAAUAUGUACACGAUCCUUCAUAUCAGAGAUUGGUUUAAGAAAUCAUUUAUGGUCACAUCUGCCAAGAGAAAGAUGCUUGGAUGGGAAAUCUGUUUUGAGAUCGCAACAAGUUCAUUCAACAAAUGGCGUGCUACAUACGAAUGUUGAUAACAAUUCCUCUGCCAACUUCGUUUGUCCAAUUUGUGGUAAAAAGAUUUCUACAAAAGGAAACUUGAAAGUACAUUUAGAAACUCACAGGCCUAAAGGAAAAUAUGGAUGCGAUAUAUGUGGCCGAAUUUUCAAAACACAAUCGAAUUUAUGCAGGCAUAAAGAAUAUCAUGGUGAAAUUAGAUUUCCAUGUAAUGUUUGUGGAAGAGUUUAUCCAACUAACUCAACUCUUCGAGCUCAUAGUAUAACGCAUUCGGACUUAAGACCACAUGCCUGUCCUCUUUGUGAUAAAACAUUCAAAAGGAAUCAGGAUUUGAAAUUUCAUAUAAAUCAACAUACUGGUGCAAGGCCUUACCAAUGUCCUUAUUGUCCAAAAGCGUUUGCCAGUUCUGGUAAUUGUUUUUCACAUCGUAAAAGAAUGCAUCCUCGAGAAGUACAUAGAGAUAGGCAAAGGGCAGCAGAUUUAAUGAGAUGAGCUGUGAGUAACCAAAACGAAGAAUGGAGUUUUAGCUGAACACAGUAUUUGAUAGAAACAAUUUUAUAAACUUUUUUUAGCUGUAUUAUACAGAAAAAAGAGCUUUACUUUUGAGAUUAACGGUGCUAAUCCACAAAGUGAUGAUAGUUUUAUAUGUUUUUAUUCUUUUUAAUUUUGAAAUUUAAUAUAAUAUUGUUAAUAAUGUUAAUAAUGUUGAUAAUAUACUUUAUU
Molecule: messenger RNA, 2852 nt
Organism: Vespa velutina
Lineage: Eukaryota; Metazoa; Arthropoda; Insecta; Hymenoptera; Vespidae
Product: zinc finger protein 708-like
Exons: 5
Coding region: 1257-2621 (454 amino acids)
Biological process (GO): regulation of DNA-templated transcription
Cellular component (GO): nucleus
Molecular function (GO): RNA polymerase II cis-regulatory region sequence-specific DNA binding; zinc ion binding; DNA-binding transcription factor activity, RNA polymerase II-specific
Source: RefSeq, a predicted model, not a curated record